CAGGUUUGCCUUAACCACUCAGACCAUUAGCUCUGUCACCACUGUCUCUUGACUACAAACUCUACAGGGAACCACUGCUAUACAUCUGGACUUGUCUUUUUGUAACAACCUCCAGUUAAGCCAAUCAACUUGAUCAUCAGGCCUUGCCAAAAUGAAACUGUUUCUCCAGUUCGUCUUGCUUUGUUGUGUGCUGGCCACACUUGUGCCCUGCUCCAGGAGCACCCAGGCAGAACUCAGCGCAGAGAGCAGAAAGAGGUUAAGCAUCUGGCUGCAAAGCUUGGUGAGAAGAGACGUCCACAGAAGAUUAAGCGUGAGGGAGGAGGACUCUCUCAACAGGCUCGAGGAGAGCAGGAGCAGCACACCCCUCAUGUCCCACCUCAGAAUAAAGAGGACGUCAAACCCCAUGAAGACGUCCGGUUGCAACCUGGUCACCUGUGCUGUCCACGAACUGGCCCACCGCCUGCACGGCAUCAACAAGCAGAAAGCCGAGGCCCCCCAGCACAAAAUCGGCGCCAAUGGAUACGGUCGCCGUCGGAGACGCUGACUCGAGCAGCUGUUCUCCACGCUCACCUCCCAGAGGAGCCGAGCGCGGCUGUCAAGAGCACGCAACAGCAGCAGCAGACGCGGAACAGCCUUCAGACGGACAUGAGGCAAUUGGGGAGAGUGAGAAGAGAAACAGAAAGAGGGAGAGAGAGAGAGUGAAGGAAAGCGAAAGAGGGGGGCAGUCUGUUUUUUUUCUCUGUCUUUUCUUUCUAUUUUUUGUUGUUGUUGUGGGUAAAACCAGCACUGGCCUCAGCUUGGUGAAAUGCUACUGAUGUCUCUUGAACUCUAGGGGUAUUCUCGCCUAGCAUGGGGGAAUAAGGGGAAUCCCAGCCACAUACUCUGGCUUGGCUUACCGAACCAUGCUGGGGACAUUCUCUUUGUCUUCUGCCAUCAACACCUGGGAGAAAGACAGACGAUGUAGACCCCCCGAAGUCCUGGGGUGCAAAGGGGAGUAAGAGGGGAGGAGAGGAGAGGAAAAAGAGAGAGAAAGAGAGGAGAGCUCAGCCCACGAAUGUGUCUUAGUCUGAAUGUGGAUUGAUGUGAAAGCAGGUGUUACAGUAUGUGUGUGCGUGCGUCUGUGUGUGUUUGCAUGUGUGUCUCUUACAUUUGAGACUCGCUAGUCUAGGAGCUGACCAGCCUCUCUAUGUCUCCUCCCUCAGCUCAACAUGUGCUCCCCCUGGCCUCCUCAGAUGGACACUUGUGAAAGGGAGGGGGGUCACCUUUUUGGACUUUACCAGCACUUUGCCAUGUGUGGUGAUGAUGAUGAUGAUGAUGAUGAUGAUGAUGCAGGACUGAACUGACACAGAGGGCACUCCAGCGAACGAAGAUAAAGAAGAGGAAGAGGAGCCAGACGGACAGAUCAUUAUCAGCACAUGCUUUCACUCAGACGGCAAUUACAGCCAGAUUCACCUGUGGACAGGACGGAUGUGGAUGCUAGAGGAGAACUGUUUUUACAGAUGCGGGAAAAAUGAACACAGACUUAUGAAGCUCACUCGUGUUUUGAUACUGUAAAGUCCACUUAAGGGGGCUGCUGCCACAUUAUACUUGAACUGAAACUUGUAUAUUAAGGGAAAUGUGCAAUAAAUGUAUUAUAAUGUACAAAUUAUCAUUCAUAUGUAUAUAAAGGUUAAAAUAUAUUUGAUAUAUAUAAAUAAUUUACCAUAUAUUUAUACACAUUUAAUUGUAAUUGUAAGAAGUAACUAUUUUUUAUACUGAAAAUAUGUAGACAUUGUACCCUACCUUAACAAUCAAAUUUUGAAUUUCCAAUGUAAUUUAAUCUAUGCUAAUAUUAGAUCCACUGUUGUUAAGUUCAUAUCCCUUUUUUACAGUCCAAGUAACAAAAAUCAAUCAUUAAACUUUUGCAAACAGGA
Messenger RNA from Clupea harengus (Atlantic herring), 1913 nucleotides. RefSeq names its product adrenomedullin b (gene admb). Gene Ontology annotation, cellular component: extracellular region. Lineage: Eukaryota; Metazoa; Chordata; Actinopteri; Clupeiformes; Clupeidae. The record is from RefSeq and is a predicted model, not a curated record. Gene Ontology annotation, molecular function: hormone activity; adrenomedullin receptor binding. Gene Ontology annotation, biological process: positive regulation of heart rate; adenylate cyclase-activating G protein-coupled receptor signaling pathway; regulation of systemic arterial blood pressure.